Molecule: messenger RNA, 696 nt
Organism: Pogoniulus pusillus (Red-fronted tinkerbird)
Lineage: Eukaryota; Metazoa; Chordata; Aves; Piciformes; Lybiidae
Gene: SPATA46
Product: spermatogenesis associated 46
Exons: 3
Coding region: 1-696 (231 amino acids)
Biological process (GO): fertilization
Cellular component (GO): nuclear membrane
Source: RefSeq, a predicted model, not a curated record
AUGUGCCCCUUAGGCCCCGACAGCCUGUCCGGUGAACCUAGUGCUCACCAGCUGGGAAUGAGGGAAAUCCCCAAAGCUGUGGCUGCUGCCCCUGAGAGUGCCAGCUCAGCCCCUCUGUCACUGCCUGCAUGCCAGAACAGCUCUUCGUCAGACAACUCCAGCGGGCUACUGGCCGUGGCAGAUAAUGAGCUCUCUGCCUGCACCGACAUCAUCUACCGGCCCUGGUUCUCACCCUACAGCUACCUCCUAAGUGCCAAAGAAGCCACCGAGCAGCACCUGAGCAGCUUGGCCGCCAGCCCCCAAGAGCACGAGGAGCUCGAUGACCUCUCCGUCACUGUCUGCUCCUCUGGCUCCUCAGACAGUGCCCAGCCCCCUGCGAGGGACAGGCUGGCCAGCCGCAGAUGCAGCAUCACAAUCCAGGACAUCCUCACUGCUUCCCAGCAGCAGCCGCUGCCCCAGCAGGGCUACAAGUGCAUGUCGUGCUGCCGCGUCUUCCCCAUGCUUUGGUCGGUGAAGGUGCACAUCCAGAACAGCUCCCAGGAGGGUUACAGCUGCAAGGUGUACUACCGCAGGCUGAAGGCCCUGUGGGAGAAGGAGCAGCGGGCGCAGGAGGCCGCAGCCCCCGGUGCAGCCCCGGCCGCCGAGCAGCCGCCGCGGGAGGGCACUGCUCCAUCGCUCCUGCCGACGGCACAAUAA